Messenger RNA from Alternaria atra, 2175 nucleotides. RefSeq lists its product as uncharacterized. Gene Ontology annotation, biological process: regulation of DNA-templated transcription. The transcript is spliced from 3 exons. Gene Ontology annotation, molecular function: transcription cis-regulatory region binding; DNA-binding transcription factor activity, RNA polymerase II-specific; zinc ion binding. NCBI's taxonomy places the organism in Eukaryota, Fungi, Ascomycota, Dothideomycetes, Pleosporales, Pleosporaceae. Gene Ontology annotation, cellular component: nucleus. Bases 1 to 2175 code for a protein of 724 amino acids. The record is from RefSeq and is a predicted model, not a curated record.
AUGAAUGUCAAACAAGCGGCAUGUCUGAACUGCCGCAAAAGUAAAAUCAAAUGUCGGCGUGAAGAGGGUGCGCCGGUAUGCGAGCGAUGCCAGAACGUCGGGAUCGAGUGCAUAAUUCCGGAAUUUCACAUUGGUAGACAGAAGGGCGUGAAAAACAAGCGAUCAGGCUUAGAGAAAGCGAUACAUCAAGUCGAGGAAGCCAUUAAAAAGAGGAAAUCAGAUGCAGCUACCAGUCAGAGUACGUUGCAGCAACUGCAACAGCUCCUGAAUGAGGCACAAGAGGGCGAUGACUCAAAUCAGAAUCCAAACCCGGACACAUCCCCAGCCUCAGAGGUACAUCUACAAGCAUCAGUAAAUAAUCUUGUUGGUACUUCAAGCGAUGACCAGCUCGCUGUUGAAGAUGUCGAGAACCCGCUCCAGCUGCUCGCUCGGGCGUCGGAUCUACGGAUUGCAACUCCACAAUCGUAUAAUCCGAGCACCGCCAGCCCCGAAGGCAGAUUCAACGGCAGCGAACAGAGCGCUUUCCUGGAUGUUCAUCAUUUCUUCCUGCCGAUGAAGGCAAAUCUCGAUCAGGGUUCAGGUUUGGAUCCGAUCGAUGUUGGCCUUGUGACAAAGGACGAAGCCGAAAUGCUUCUACAAUAUUUCCACAAGAGAUUGGCUCACACACGCUGGGGACUCGAUCCAUUGGUACACACGCUGCCAUUCGUUCGCAAUCGCUCAGCCUUUCUGUUUACUACCCUGCUGGCUAUGACCGCGAUUUUCCUGCCGGAGACCUCUGCUCUGGCCAAAAGACUGCUACUGCAUCGCAGAUUUCUAGCUGAGCAAGUCAUCACCCGAAAGCACAGAUCAGUUGAAAUCGUGCUAGCCUUCAUGGUCAGUAUACCUUGGAUGCCUCCAGGGUCGCAUGCGAGCGAUGACGAUACGAGCCUCUAUCUGGCUACAGCGCUAUCCAUCGCGCUGGAUCUUAUGCUAGAUAAAGUCAUCACACCAUCUACAUCAUUCGAUCAGGAGCUCGUUAGACAAAUACCAAAGGCCGAAUGCCUCCAGGCAAGAAAAGCACUGGCUAUGGAUGGCUUUGAAGAUGUCGACUCGAACUCGGAAUGGGGCCAGCGCCUUCUACGUCGCAGAGAAAGGGUCUGGAUUUCUCUGUUUGUAUUGGAACGCGGAGUUUGCCUAGCCCGCGGCCGCAGCUACUGCGUUCCCAAGACAUGUUUGAUUCAGUACUGCGACAAAUGGCAUUUCAAUCAGUAUGCCGACGCCCAGGAUGGACCGCUUGUAUCUAUGGCAGUACUCCGCCGCGAUCUUGACGACCUCUUUGCUGAGGUGCGCACGCGCUGCGACAACUACCGCCUGGUCGAAGUGGGUUCAAAGGUCGCACAGGAAAUCGACGGGUCUGUUGAAAGCUUCUUUGACGGUUGGUCUCGAGCCUGGCCCUCUGUGAUCGCUGAUCCAGCGAGUAAGAGUCUGCCUCCGUACGUCGAGAUUCUUGUCACGCAUACACGACUCUCCACCUACUCAAUGCUUCUUAACCACCCGAGCGCACCUCCGGAGGUUAAACGAUCGUUCCGCAAGUCUGCACUAUCUUCUGCACUCAACGUUAUGCGCGCGGCCAUCCAAGGCGAGUCUCGUCUCAAGUCGAUGCCGAACAACACAGUCACGAUGAUUUGUUUCGCUGCGAGCAUAGCGCUUGCUUUGAGUGCACCCGUGCCGGAGGGUAGUGGCAACAAGAAGAGCCUUGCUCCGAGCGUUCGACAUCUCAUUGAAGACACCGCAACGGUUCUUGAGCGUAUAGGCAGCACACCAAUCCAUCGAAACGGUGCUUCGGUCGUUUACGGUCGCUUCUUGCGCGUUCUUGUCAAGCAGGCGCCGGAUAUCGAGAGGAUGAUCCAAUUGCCAUCGCACGAUCCUGCACCGCCAUCCAUGGCCAUACCGGACCUUUUAUCGCCGUCAUACAAGGUGAAUGAAGCAUUGCCUGAAAACCAUACAAUGGGACCCGAUCCGAUCUCUAGCUACUGGCCGGACACGCUGGACUUCUCAGCCAUGUCUUACAAUGAAGUCAAUGAGACUGUGACGAACUCGGACCUGUUUUCCACGGCACUGCUGGAUCUGCCAUGGAACGACAGCAACCCAUUGUGGACAGAUUGGAUGAAUCUGCCGGACUUCAACUUCCCGUAA